Messenger RNA from Coniophora puteana RWD-64-598 SS2, 1929 nucleotides. Its product is annotated as NCS1 nucleoside transporter family. NCBI's taxonomy places the organism in Eukaryota, Fungi, Basidiomycota, Agaricomycetes, Boletales, Coniophoraceae. Bases 177 to 1838 code for a protein of 553 amino acids. The transcript is spliced from 14 exons. The record is from RefSeq and is a predicted model, not a curated record. Gene Ontology annotation, cellular component: plasma membrane. Gene Ontology annotation, molecular function: nucleobase transmembrane transporter activity. Gene Ontology annotation, biological process: transmembrane transport; nucleobase transport.
CGCAGUGAUGCAGUGAUGGUCCACAGUCGGCUAAGUUCUUCCACUGGCACCUGAGCUUGCAAGCGCGAUAACAAGUUAGGAACGCAUGCCCAACGUAUAAUACACCGCUUGUGGAUGGAUGGGUGGUGUGAAGGCCGCCCUCGUCCACGCCCCCAAGGAACCCCAAAGCCUCCGCCAUGAGUCUGCUUAGUCGCAUCGCGCACGCCCUCGAAGUCGAGCACGACCCGUCGAAGAGCUAUGCAGAGCAGUUCACCACGAACGAGGACUUGCUGCCUGUGGUGCCCGAGAACAGGACGUGGAGGGGUUACAACUAUGUCGCUUUCUGGAUCGCGGAUAUGUUCAAUAUCAAUACGUGGAUGAUCGUGUCGUCCAUGAUUCAGCUGGGGAUGUCGUGGUGGCAAGCGUAUCUCUGCGUGUGGGUGGGAUACGGGCUCGUUACGCCCUUCAUUGUCGCGAACGCGCGCCCGGGCGCGAUACACCACGUCACGUUUCCUGUCGUGAACCGCACGAGCUUCGGGGUUUUCGGGAGUCUGUGGUGUGUUUUCAACAGAGGGGCGAUGGCUUGUAUCUGGUACGGAGUGCAGUCGAGCAUCGGGGGAACGUGUGUCUUGGUCAUGCUCAGAGCUAUGUGGCCCAGUGUAAACAAUAUUCCGAACUCUCUCCCGGAAUCGUCGGGGACUAACACGCGCGACUUCAUGUGUUUUCUUCUCUUCUGGUUGAUAUCGCUGCCUGCCAUAUGGUACCCGGUUCAUAAAAUACGUCACUUUUUCGUCGUAAAGAUGAUUGUUACUCCAAUAGCGGCUGUCGUCUUUCUGAUCUGGUGCAUCGUCAAGGCUCACGGAGUAGGCCCCAUUCUCAACCAGCCGUCGCAGCUCCAUGGAUCCAAUCUCGGGUGGGCAAUGAUCGUCAGCCUAAUGUCGUGCAUCAGCAACUCUGCGACGCUCGUGACUAACGCGCCCGACUUUGCUUCGCGCGCGCGCAGCCCAGCGGCGGCGCUGUAUCCACAGCUAUUUGCAAUUCCGCUCACGACUGGUGUCGUGUGCCUUAUCGGCAUCAUAGUCAGCUCUUCCUCGCAGGCAAUCUAUGGGGAGGCUAUCUGGAGCCCGAUUGACCUUCUCGGCACGUUCCUCAACAAUGACCCCUCCCCGGCGGCCCGUUUUGGGGUCUGGUUCAUAUCCGCCUCUUUCAUCAUAGCGCAGAUCGGGACCAAUAUAUCUGCAAAUUCUGUCAGCGCUGGCUGCGAUCUGACGGCGCUAUGUCCUCGUUUCAUCAACAUCCGACGUGGAGGGUAUAUCGCCGCUAUCGUAGGGUUGUGCAUGUGCCCGUGGAACCUGCUCAAGAGCAGCAACAGCUUCACGUCGUACCUCUCCGCGUACUCGGUGUUUUUGAGCUCGAUCGCGGGGGUGAUGAUCACCGAGUACUAUGUCAUUCGCAAGGGGCACUACAAGGUGACCGACCUGUACUCGACGACCCGUGACAGCUGGUACUGGUACACGUGGGGGAUCAACUUCAGGGCGUACGCAGCGUAUAUCGCCGGUAUUAUGAUCAACGUGGUGGGCUUCGCCGGAGCAACUGGCCAGACCGUGCCCAUCGCCGCCACGCGGAUCUAUGAGCUCUCAUUCUUCACGGGUUUUGGCACGUCUGCCAUCGUCUAUUAUGUUCUUAACCGCAUCUUCCCUGUCCCUGGAGCGGCGACCGAUUUCGUGGAGACGGACGUGUCGAGAUAUGAAGACCGUGAUGACAAGUCGAUAUCGUCGUCGCAAUCGCACAAAGGCCCGGAGAUUACUGAGGUGCCGGUUGAUGUAAAGGAGGAAAAGCGAGAUUCGAUUGACGCAUAGCCAACGUCAACUGUAUGUGAUCAGACGCCACCUUUAGUAGCAGUGGCAUCGUUUUUGUAAUAAGCCUAAUUAUAAGAUAUCACCAAUAUGC